Molecule: messenger RNA, 3098 nt
Organism: Nycticebus coucang (slow loris)
Lineage: Eukaryota; Metazoa; Chordata; Mammalia; Primates; Lorisidae
Gene: KCTD10
Product: potassium channel tetramerization domain containing 10
Exons: 8
Coding region: 269-1489 (406 amino acids)
Biological process (GO): negative regulation of Rho protein signal transduction; proteasome-mediated ubiquitin-dependent protein catabolic process; protein ubiquitination
Cellular component (GO): Cul3-RING ubiquitin ligase complex
Molecular function (GO): protein binding; ubiquitin-protein transferase activity
Source: RefSeq, a predicted model, not a curated record
CUCUGGCAACUGAAAAUCAGAGAAGAAAAAUGCCUGAUCCAGCCGAGUGCAGUUGGAAUCCUUUCUGGCUAGGGAGGUGGAAGAAAAGCAGCCAGCGUCUAUAGGCACCGAAGGAUGUUUUAGGAAAGUGCUCUCUGAGGGACCGAAGUGGGAAGCGGACAGCGGAAGUUCCCGCCCCGGCUCCGCCUCCGCCCCCGGCUCGCGUAAAUUGGGUGUUUCCUGCCUCUUUCAGUCCGGGUUUGGAGACUCGGGCGUCCUCCGACUUUUCAUGGAAGAGAUGUCAGGAGAAAGUGUGGUGAGCUCGGCGGUGCCAGCGGCUGCUACCCGCACCACUUCCUUCAAGGGCACAAGCCCCAGUUCUAAAUACGUGAAGCUGAAUGUGGGUGGAGCCCUCUACUAUACCACCAUGCAGACGCUUACCAAGCAGGACACCAUGCUGAAGGCCAUGUUCAGUGGGCGCAUGGAAGUGCUCACCGACAGUGAAGGUUGGAUCCUCAUUGAUCGGUGUGGAAAGCACUUUGGUACGAUACUUAACUACCUUCGAGAUGGAGCAGUCCCCUUGCCUGAGAGCCGCCGGGAGAUCGAGGAGCUGCUAGCAGAAGCCAAGUACUAUCUAGUCCAGGGCCUGGUGGAAGAGUGCCAGGCAGCCCUACAAGACCAGCGUGGUUCCCUACAAAAAGGACCAAACACAAGUGGGAAGGACCAUGUCAACCCACAGCCGAUCCAAGAGCCCUUUGAACAGAUGAGUCUUCAGAAGAAUCCGCGAGUACCCCUUCCCCAAACACGAGGGGCACCCCUGGUGACGUGGGGAUCACUUAAGAAAUUAUUUCAAGAUGCCGACACUCUUAUGAAACAGCUUGGUGCUCCUCCAACACCUGAAAACAAGUUCCUGGCUUGCCUGACAGUGAUAUCUCAGAACUCUGCCAAGAACAAAGAUACUUAUGAGCCUUUCUGCAAGGUUCCUGUGAUCACCUCAUCCAAGGAAGAACAAAAACUUAUAGCGACCUCAAAUAAGCCAGCCGUGAAGUUGCUCUACAACAGAAGUAACAACAAAUACUCAUAUACCAGCAAUUCUGAUGACAAUAUGUUGAAAAACAUUGAAUUGUUUGAUAAGCUGUCUCUACGUUUUAACGGAAGGGUCCUAUUCAUAAAGGAUGUUAUUGGGGAUGAAAUCUGCUGCUGGUCCUUUUAUGGACAGGGCCGCAAGAUUGCUGAAGUCUGUUGUACCUCCAUCGUCUAUGCCACUGAGAAGAAACAGACCAAGGUUGAAUUCCCUGAAGCCCGGAUUUAUGAGGAGACCCUGAACAUUUUGCUGUAUGAGGCCCAAGAUGGCCGGGGACCUGACAAUGCACUCCUGGAGGCCACAGGUGGGGCAGCUGGGCGCUCCCACCACCUGGAUGAGGACGAAGAACGGGAACGGGAGCGAAUUGAACGUGUGCGACGGAUCCACAUCAAGCGCCCAGACGACCGGGCCCACCUCCACCAGUGAGCAUGCAGGCAACCGAGCCAUCCUCCUGCCACCCCUUCCCUCCCUGCCAUGCUACACUCAGAUCCUAUGCAGGCUCCCAGGCACCUUCCACCUCCUCUGGAGCCUGGAGAUCAUUUUGUAACAAGCCAGAUAAUUAUUUUGCUAUUUCUUGACAAGGUGAAUUGGUUGUCUCAACCCAGGUCUAUGCAGCCCUAUUUUUGAGCAAGCUAUUUUGAGGUCUCUACUUUUCAUGAGACUCCAGGAACCUUUGGAGCCAGGCUUUCUUGGUUCUUGGAGGAAAAGUAUGAAUGAGUGUAAAGUAUAUGUGAGACUUUGUUUGCAGUAUUUAUUUUUGUGAGUGUUGACUACCUAUUUGGGCUUCUUGGUGAUACUCCCCUAAGGUUCAGUGUGACUAUUCUAAGAGGAGUUCUGGGGUUGGUGGCCAUCAGGGAUAUCAGAGCUACUUACUGCAUAUAUCAUAACCCUCCAGCACAUUGGCUACCAUUCCUGGGUGUUUUGCCAGACACAAUCCCCACUGCUUUGCUAGAAGUUCGUUGUGCCACGUGAUUUUGUGCCUAGUCCAUUCUGAUAAUUGCAGCUUAUAACAGAAGUUUCAUCUAGUAAGCCUCUAAGAUGUUACUAGUGUAGCUUUGGGUGCAGAGCUUUCCUUAAGGAGCAAGACUUUUGCUGCCCUGACUAGUGUUUGGUUGGGACACUAGUGUCUGCCUAGGAUUAGAGUGUUCCUGGCAGUGAGUGUUCAGCUCUGCUCCUGGCUCCUACAGUUGCUCUCCUUGUUGACCUGCUCAGUUCCAGUAAGGCCAUCUGACCCCCCAGACAGGGAUAGCUCACUAAGUACCUUGAUCAGCAUCUUCCUCAUGAAGCUGGGUUUACUACAGCAAAUAGACGCCCUGCCCUUUGCUUAGAAAUUCAGUGUGGCUCAGAUUCUUUGUCUUCCCCUCUGGUAUCCAAGCAGGGACCUCCUCCCCCACGCCCCCCCGCCCCACCCCAGCACCAGCCCCCAGGGUGUUCCCCUGCUAUAAAUAUAACCACUGCUUGGAGAUACCCUUCUUAUCUUUGCCUCUGAUUCUUACACAGUAUAGGGUAGCCAGCCGCGUACAGGUUGAAAGAAUGUGCAGAUAUCUUUGGGUCUGGAUUGUGUCUGUGUUCCCAUUUGUGUUAAGGGAAGUGUGCUACUGUUGAUGGGGGAAUGUGUGCUUGUGGGGCACGGGCAGCCUGUGCCAGAGCCUGGCUGGCUGCCUGGUGCUCGUGUAGGACAGAUGUUCUCAGUUACCUACCUCCCAGCUCUCUUUGCCUGCAAAGGAACAGAAGUGAGUUGUGACUGAUACUGGGUUGUUGAGACUAGAGUAGGUAAAGUAGUUACAAGGAGAUGUGUGUGUCAGGUGAUGGAUGGGUUUGUCUGCUUAUCAAGGGAAUCGUUACCGUUUUAUACCAAAGGUAUUAACAUGGGUAGCCUUUGACACAUGUAUUCCAAAAAACGAGUUUAUAUUUUGAAACGGUUUUUACAGCACAGACUUUUUUUAUGUCCUGCCUUGCCCUGCCUGUGACAGUUGUAUGCCUUUAUUUUGUAUCCAGCAGCAAAGCCUACAAUAAAACUGUAAAACAGUCAUGA